AUGAUUGAGAGCAGCAGUGCUUGGGGCGCGGUGGUGGCGAUUCGCGCGCAUGCAGCUCCUGGCGCCAGCACCCCGUCGCGUUGCUACAUUCCGACGUGCAAUAGAAAACGUCGCCGUUCGAGCCAAGACACACGAAGCGCCUUAGUGGUCAAUGGAGACGCCGGUAAUGCUUGUGACGCCCAACCCUGCAAAAACGGUGCCUCUUGCCGAGAAAGAGACGUCCCACAAAGCAUCUACUACGAGCCUCAGAAUCGACUUCCCUACGAAUGCGACUGUCAAUUCGGUUGGGAGGGCGUCAACUGCACCAUAAAUGUCGACGACUGCAAAGGCAAUCCAUGCCAGAAUGGAGGCCGGUGCGAAGAUAAGCCAAACGCCCAAUUCGUCUGCCACUGCAGAGAUGGUUUUAUUGGCCAAAAAUGCGAGUACCGCGACCCCUGUUUGGAUUCGCCCUGCCAAAAUAACGGCCGUUGUGAUUCCUCGCCACUUGGAGUUUACCAGUGCAUUUGUCCGCGAUGGUAUGAAGGGCAAAACUGUGAAAAGGCUAAGAUACCUUGCGAAUCGACCCACAAUCAAUGCCGAAAUGGCACUUGCGAGGUACUCUAUGAGCUCUUCGAAACUCGGGUUCAGAGCCAACCAAAGACGGCGUCCAGAAUUUCAGGAUUUCGAUGUAACUGCAAUCCUGGGUGGACCGGCGUCUUUUGCGACCGUGAACUCGACGUCUGUCUGCACCACGAGUGUCAGAACGGGGCCAAAUGCGUUGGCGUGGGCAACCAUUAUCAAUGCCAGUGCCCUGAAGGUUUCGACGGUCUCCUAUGUGAGCAGCCAAUCAGAGCAUCCAUACCGAACCAAUCAAAUAAAAAACGCGAGGCUCAAAAUGGCCUGGAUGAAAAGUGCCAAGUUCUGGGCUGCGCCAACCUAACAGCAACAAAUGGAACUUGCUUAGGGCGGUGCAUUCAAGCAGGAUGUUUCAACCAGGAGCAGCUGAAUGCGUGUAGGGCUUGGAUCGACUGCCUGGAAGCAACGAAAUCUGACUUCGGGCCCGGACAGAGGUCCUGCGUCGAGCGCUAUCGAGAUGGUGUCUGUGAUCACGAAUGUGCGAUAUCUAGUUGUUUCUACGAUGGAUUCGAUUGCACAGACGCAGGCAACCAAAACUGGUCUUCACCCAACAUGGAUAUUAACCGAAGAAUGUCUACUUUUACGCCACCAAACAGAUCGUCCUGUCCUACUGAAGAUCAUUGUACGGCGGUCUAUGGGGACGGUGUAUGCCACCCGGAGUGUAAUUUCCCCACGUGUGGUUUUGACGGAGGCGACUGUCUAACUCCGCUGGAUCCAUCAACACCGCCUCGCAUAGACAACGUUCGAACCGGCUACAUCGCUCUCGUUUUAAACACUGAUAGAAACACAUACAUCACCCUGGAGAAAACUGUUCUCUCCCGGGUAGCAGAGGCACUUCGCGCAGUAGUUCGACCUGCAGUCGACGAAAAAACCCAACAGCCAGUUAUUGUAGACAUGGACGGCGGAUUAAGAAUAAGGAUUACACUUACAAUUGACCUCUUACCUGAGGGUUUUCAAGCGAAUGCCGGAGAAGCAUACGAAUCAAUAGACUUGGCUGCACACACACUAAAGGCGGCAUUAGAUACAAAGUCUGUUGACUUGCCUCUACCAGUGGCCCAGUUGUGGGUGGCAAAGGACCCGCACUCUCCGCCACCAGGGGAGACAACUCCCGUCACCCCGGGUGGUCUGCCUUUCCUACGGUCAAAGGAUGCCAUCGGUCUCUACAUUGUUCUCUGUGUGCUUUCUGGGGCAGUAAUAAUCCUACUCGUCUUUAUCGUGAUUCAACGGCGUCCGUGGAAGCAGGCAAGGAAGCGGGUGAGGACCCAUGGCAUAUGGUCCCCGCCCUCCUUCUUUUUCCAUAGCAGCGGCGGCGGCGGCAGUGCCCAUCCCCGUGCUCCCCCCGUGCUCUCCACCGACCCUGGCAUCCUCCUGCAACAGGGACACAAAACGGUCCCCAAAACAGCCGCUUCCCAGCUAGAGGAUCUGCUCCACCCUGGUGGCAAAAGACCCCGCUACUCACCCCCCACAACAGAAAGCUAUGAAGAGGAGGCCUGUGGGCUUUUGCAUCAAGAAAGUCAUACAGGAGGUUACACAACUCACCAAACCAUUGACCCGAGGCCACAUCGCCAGACCGACGCUGCUACCGCCGUAACUAAGGAGCUCACAAGCACGAUUCGGGGUUCUGACGGUCUCCAUCCCCUUAGUCCCGAAGCUCUCUCCAAACUCGAGGUAGUCAUUCGAGAUAAUCAACAUUCGCUGGCCUCACCACAGCUGUAUGUGCAUCCACACCACCUCAAGAGGUCCUUCUCUACUGUCGAAGCAUCUGAAUUCGAGUCCCCGGUGUUUGUGACCGGUGCUGGACGAGGCAUAGGUGCGGCCACUGACAAGUUGCAGCACCAGGAUUCCUUCGUCACUACCCGAAAUCCUUUAAAUGGGGAGACGAUUCUUCAUUUGGCCGCUCGAAUGAAUGUUGGAGCCCGAGCUAUUCGUCGUUUGUGCGGUACCCUGGUUGCCGAAGACGGUGCUCCUGCUUCAUCUGAAAAGACGCUCGCUCUUCUUUGUUUAGACAAGGAUGGACGAUCACCUCUCACAGCAUCGGCGGCGACAGAUGGAUUAGAGACAACAACCGCGUUGUAUCGACUUGAGAGGGAAGCAAUAACGUGCAGUCGAAGCGCCGCCUCUGCGCAGUCAGUGCCUCCAACAUCCACAUCAGAGGGUGGUGGAGCAACUUCGAAUGAAAAACCGUCAACGGAGGCCCGUCGCCGUGCACGCCACGUUGAGUCACGACGCUCAACACCCUUAAUGGUGUCGCUCAAAGCUGGCUGCACAGAGGUGACAAAACUCUUGCUAGACGAAGGAUGCUCCAUUCAAGGGGUGGAUGAGACUGGGCGAAACCUUGUGCAUUGGGCGGCGGUCCUAAAUGCCGCUUCUCUGCUUACACGAAUCUCGCACACAAAGGGCUUCUCGAGGAUGCUGGAGGCGCGAGAUGACUGUGAUAGAACCCCUCUUUUGUUGGCAGUGCGCGAGAACUCGCUUGAAGCCGCGCAAAUUUUGCUCGAACACCAAGCGAUAAUUGACGUUUUUGACUACACUGAUAGCAGUCCAAUAAGCGAAGCAAAAGCACGCGGUUUUACUCGUAUGUUGGCCCUGCUGAUGGAGUACAAACAACGACGAAAUCCUGUCGGGGGAGCUGGACCUGGUACACGCCCCCCUGCGUUAAAGGAACGCCACGAAAGCGAAAGCUCUGCUACUUCAACAAAUUCUGAAGAGGCUGCUGGUUCGGAAUUUGGCGCUACCCGCAUUAGUACGGACAAUGCUACUUCCUCAGCACAGUACACUCCACACUACCAAAAUCCUCAAAUUUCUCCCCCCGAUGAUACUCCAACGUCCUCGGCUGGACCUGAAAAAUGGCAUCAAAAGUCCUUUUGCACUGAAAUUAUAAAACCCGAUCCAUCGAUUUGCAGCAGCGGCAGUGGAGUGCUUAAACAGGAGGAUCGCAUUUCACCACAGACCCCUUCAACAUGGAGUCCUCCUUUGAUGGCGCCCUCAAGCAUCAAGGAGAUCUCUCCGCCGGCCACAACAACCCCGUACUGGCAGCAACAAGGAAGCUACGUUGAGAACUACUACAAUGGCGGAGAGCCCCAGUUUCCUGCCCCGUUUCCCGGAAACGGAUUCGAACAAGCACAUCAGGUCUACCAGAGGAAGUACCAAGAUCAGCAACGGCCAAAUCAGCAGCAGCAGCAGCAACAACAACAACUUCAGGUUCAACAAAUGACACCGAAUGGACUGUGCUCUCCAAGAUCCAGGCGACCUCCGUGUUACUCAGCAGGUGGACAGCCUUCUGCAAGGGGCAUGUUCGUGGUCCAGUUGUAA
Molecule: messenger RNA, 3927 nt
Organism: Mesocestoides corti
Lineage: Eukaryota; Metazoa; Platyhelminthes; Cestoda; Cyclophyllidea; Mesocestoididae
Source: the annotation of a GenBank genome assembly